Messenger RNA from Solanum stenotomum, 975 nucleotides. RefSeq lists its product as uncharacterized. Lineage: Eukaryota; Viridiplantae; Streptophyta; Magnoliopsida; Solanales; Solanaceae. The coding region runs from base 517 to 834 and encodes 105 amino acids. The transcript has 6 exons. The record is from RefSeq and is a predicted model, not a curated record.
GCAAACUACACUUACAUGUGAAACAAUUCAAGAUACUCAAUCACUAGAUGAAUCAAAUAACGAUACUUCUGCUGUGAAUACAAAUGAUUCCACUAGAAUCAGGAACGGUCAUGUCAAGACUAGAGGGAAAGGUCUUGAAAAAAUGAAGAAGGCUCAAGGAAGAAAGAUGAAAAUGGAGAUCCCAGUUGGUAAAGGAAGAGCAACUAAACCAGAUUAAUCAAAAAAACUAUCCAAUGAGCUAGGGAUAAUUGCUUGGAAUUUUCUUUUGCUUCCAAACAAGUAGAAAGAAUUCACAAGAGAGGACAAAGAUGCAACACUAAUUAGAUGCCAUGAGAGGAUUGAGAUUAAUUUGGAUGAGCAUUACGUGAAAGAUAGAUGUGAGGAUAUUCUGAAAACAGAAGCCGACAAUGGCGCUACAAGUUAAAACAACUAUUUGAAAAUGCACGCUCUGAGGAAGAAGCUCGUAAGAUUGAAGUGCCAGAGUCGAACCCAGAAAAUUGAAAUAGGCUUUGUGACAUGUGGAUCAAUCCAGAGCAUAAGAAACGAUGUGACAUAAACAAGGCCAAUCGAACUAAGCUUAAGUGUAAUCAUUUCAUGGGGUCAAAAGCGUUUGUAGCGGCUCGUGCUGAACUUGGUAAAACUAACCCUGAAGGGGUAGAGCCUGACAAAAUCGAGUUCUAUAAGCAUACUCAUUACACGAGUGAGAAAGGAUGGUCAUCUUUAGAGGCUAAGACUCACUAUAACAACAUGACAGAUUUGAAAGAUCUAUAUACAUCGGGAGAGUCUUCCAUGACUAUUGGUGAAAUUGUGGAUACUAUACUUGGUACAAAGUAGGGGUACAUAAAAGGACUUGGUGAUGGUCCAAAACCUAAUACUACAAGAUCUACACAAAGGAGAACGGCAGAGUUAGAAGACUCCCUCAGAAAGGCGAAACAUGAAGCUGUUAGUGCCCAACUUGAAUUACAGAAUCGAUUA